UUUUAAGGAUAUAUUAAAGUUAUAUACCACUGAUUCCCGUAUAUUUAGAUUGUGUUGUCUCUUUUUAAAAUAUGGACACCACGUAUUUUGGUAGCAAAUAGUAUGCUCGUGUCAUACAGGAAGUAGCCGACGAAGCGCUUUUGCGCAAAACCGGAAUGGAAGAUUUGUCCGAACUUAAAUCCAACGUUGUUGACAUGAGUGGCCCUGAAGCCCAAUUUGAUCCAAAAGAGCACCAGCACCUACGUUAUAACCCUCUGAGGGACAGUUGGGUCCUAGUCUCAGCCCACCGCAUGAAAAGACCAUGGACCGGUCAGGUGGAAAAACCUCCAGAGGAAUGUGUACCAAGAUAUGAUCCAUACAAUCCACUAUGUCCCGGAAACACACGUGCUAAUGGAGAGAAAAAUCCAGAAUACAAGAGCACGUUUGUUUUUGAAAAUGACUUUCCUGCCAUCCAGCCAGGUUCUCCAGAUCCUGCUUCCGAUCAACAUCCAUUGUUUCAAUCGAAAGCAGCCACAGGGGUGUGUAAGGUCAUGUGUUUCCAUCCCUGGUCUGAUGUCACCCUUCCUCUCAUGAAAAAGGAAGAGGUUGUCACUGUGAUUGACAAGUGGGCGGAGCUCAUGGAAGAACUGGGCGCCACCUACCCAUGGGUUCAGAUCUUUGAAAAUAAAGGAGCUAUGAUGGGUUGUUCCAAUCCACAUCCCCACUGUCAGGUGUGGGCAAGCAGCUUCCUCCCAAAUGAGCCAACUCUGUCCGAUCGAUGUCAGAAAGUGUUCUAUGAAAAGUACCAAGAACCACUGCUGCUGCAAUAUGCCAAACAAGAAGUUGCUAAAAAGGAACGCGUGGUGGUGAUGAACCCUCAUUGGCUGGCAGUGGUUCCCUACUGGGCGACGUGGCCCUAUCAGUUGCUCCUGUUGCCACGACGACAUGUCCUCCGAAUCAACGAGUUGACCACAGAGGAAAGGGAGAGUCUGGCUGACAUUAUGAAGCGACUGCUGACCAAAUACGACAAUCUAUUUCACGUGUCCUUUCCCUACUCCAUGGGUUGGCAUGGAGCCCCGACCGGCCCCUACUUAAAGGAAGACAACUCACAUUGGCAGCUGCACGCUCACUACUACCCUCCUCUGCUGCGCUCGGCCACAGUGAAGAAGUUCAUGGUCGGCUAUGAGAUGCUUGCAAUGGAGCAGCGGGACCUCACUCCUGAACAGGCUGCAGAGAAGUUACGGAAUCAACCAGAUGAGCACUAUAAAAGUAGACACGGAGAAGAAAAAUGAGGGGGAAUGACAAAUCAAGACAAUUUUAAAUAAAAAAAAUGGCAAUAUUGCAAACUAACACAUUUGUAUGUCUUACCCGCUCAUGAGUUAUCUUAUCUGCCUGACAGUUUGAAGUUGUGUUUGAAUGAUUUUGGUCAAAUGAAUAAAAAGAAAACUAAGAAA
Hippocampus zosterae (dwarf seahorse) is the source of this 1433-nucleotide messenger RNA. It is a transcript of the gene galt, whose product is annotated as galactose-1-phosphate uridylyltransferase. The transcript has 11 exons. Gene Ontology annotation, molecular function: zinc ion binding; UDP-glucose:hexose-1-phosphate uridylyltransferase activity. Gene Ontology annotation, cellular component: cytoplasm. The record is from RefSeq and is a predicted model, not a curated record. NCBI's taxonomy places the organism in Eukaryota, Metazoa, Chordata, Actinopteri, Syngnathiformes, Syngnathidae. Gene Ontology annotation, biological process: beta-D-galactose catabolic process via UDP-galactose, Leloir pathway. The coding region runs from base 156 to 1271 and encodes 371 amino acids.